This is a messenger RNA of Cantharellus anzutake, 1161 nucleotides long. RefSeq lists its product as uncharacterized. Lineage: Eukaryota; Fungi; Basidiomycota; Agaricomycetes; Cantharellales; Hydnaceae. The transcript has 2 exons. The record is from RefSeq and is a predicted model, not a curated record. Bases 1 to 1161 code for a protein of 386 amino acids.
AUGGCAACCACUCUUAUCACCACCUUUCUUCUUGCUCACAGUGUUUUUUCAGCGCCUAUCUUCCCUCGCAAUGCCACUAGUUUCCCACCAAAUGUAUCUGAUGCUUGCAACGAUCUCCGAAAUUGCCGAACGAUGUGGGGCAUCGUCUAUAGCUGUCUCCUUACCGUCUUUGCCUGCAUUUGGACAGCAGUGCACCCAAACGUGCCAAAGCACUAUUAUGGUGCCUGGUCGUUUAGAUCACCCCGUGUCGGCUUCACGCUGCUUUCACUGCUUUCACCAGAGAUCAUUCUGGUAUUUGCAUGGAGGGAUUUCUUAAAAUCCUGGGAAAUAUCAAAGAAAUGCAGGAAUGUUGAAGGGUGGACCUUUACACAUUCAUACUUUGUCGCCAUGCAUGGUUUCUUUGAUCCAUCGGCGGAAAGUGCGCUGGGUUACCGGGACGACCUGCAGCGAUACCCCGGGAUAAUUGAGAAGUCUGGGAAUGCUAGAAAGGCCGCAAUAACAAAGGAGGAGAUUCUUGACAGAAGCAAAGGGGAUCCGUUUGCUAAAUCCAUCAUUGUCCUUCAAUUACUAUGGUUUAUCGCUCAAUAUGUCGGACGAUGGGCAAGCCAUUUACACAGAUCACAACUCGAGACAAUGACGCUGGCGUAUGCGGCACUAAGUGUUGUUGUUUAUGUGUUGUGGUGGCAUAAACCCGUUAACAUUCGAUUCCCAAUCCAUGUGGCCAGAGAGUCCAAUCCUGAUCCUCCGACCUCCGGGACCAAUGUUGAUCAACCGACACCUAAAACGGAGACUGAUGUAGAUCUGAUAUCCCCCGUGACAAGGAUCGGGGACGUGGAAUUUGAUCUCAUAUUUAUAGUCACUGGGAUGAUCUUUGGGGGAAUCCAUUGCCUUGCAUGGUCAUUUCGCUUUCCAACACAUGUAGAGAUGCUUCUAUGGCGGGUUUCAGCGAUAAUUAUUACAGUCUUCCCUGGCUUUUUUAUGUUCAGUGUACGGGUUGGUGGUAGUGAAUGGCCGCCUGGUCUUGCGACCGCAUUCAUUGGGUUUGUUUACGCCACCGCGCGGGUUAUCUUGUUUGUUCUUACCUUCACUUCUUUGCAAUCGCCUCUACCUGAUCUAUACCAAACCCCAUCUUGGUCAUCAUUCCUCCCGCAUUUUGGAUAG